CUCCGAGCCUCUGUAUAAAAGCCCAAAUAUGAUUUAGGGCAGAGAGAUCUCAAAGCCGUCUUCUUCUUCUUCUCUCCCGAAGUGUUUGCCAAAAUUCCAUCUAGGGUUAGGGUUUCAGAGAGAGAGAUAGAGAGAGAGAGAGAUGGGAGUGUUCACAUUUGUGUGCAGGAGCUCCGGCGACGAGUGGAGCGCGAAGCAGCUCUCAGGCGACCUUGAGGCCUCGGCCGGGUCCACAUACGAGUUGCAGAGGAAACUUGUUCAGGCCUCUCUCUCCUCCGAUUCCUCCGGCGGUGUUCAGUCUUCUUUCUCUCUCAUCACUCCCUCUUCCGCUGUUUUCCAGGUGAUUAUUGGUGGAGGUGGUGGAGGUGGAGGUGUUGCUUUUGCUGCAGCUCCUGCAGGUGGAGGUGGAGCCCCAGCUGCUGAAGCACCUCCAGCUGAGGAGAAGAAGGAAGAGAAAGAGGAGAGUGAAGAUGAAGAUAUGGGUUUCUCACUUUUUGAUUAGUGAAUCAUCUAUAUACAAUGCUUUCUUAUUUACCAAGUUUUGAAUGUGUCGGCCAACUUUGAUAGGGGUUGAAUGUUGGCUUUUCAUCAGUCAAGUAUGAAUCUUGUGGUGGUCUUUAUGAUCUCUAGUAGACAACUCACAUUUUUGUGGUUUUUAAAACUGUGUUUGAACUUGGCUUUUGCUAUAUCUAAUAUGAGCUAGUGUUUGCAUGUUAUCUUUUCUAA
Messenger RNA from Camellia sinensis, 726 nucleotides. Its product is annotated as 60S acidic ribosomal protein family. Gene Ontology annotation, molecular function: structural constituent of ribosome. Lineage: Eukaryota; Viridiplantae; Streptophyta; Magnoliopsida; Ericales; Theaceae. Gene Ontology annotation, biological process: translational elongation. Gene Ontology annotation, cellular component: ribosome. The record is from RefSeq and is a predicted model, not a curated record.